Molecule: messenger RNA, 3638 nt
Organism: Paramecium sonneborni
Lineage: Eukaryota; Ciliophora; Oligohymenophorea; Peniculida; Parameciidae
Source: the annotation of a GenBank genome assembly
AUGUAAAAGCAUCAAUAAACAGAAUAAAAAUUUUCACCCUUAUACAUGGGUAAAUUUCUAUGUAACUUUAAAACAGAUAGUGGAUUUGCUUAAAGAAAUAAUCCAAAAUUAAAAUAUAAGAUAAAAGUCUUAGCAAUUCCAUUAAUAAAAAUUAAGGAAAUCAGAUUUCAUGAAAAAAGAUUGUUUGUAGUUGGAGGAGGAAUUUUAUAAGAAGGAAGAAUAAUGUAAUGUAAAGUAAAAAAAGAUGAUGAAGAAAUUUAUAAGUUUUACAAUAAAUUUGGGUAUAUUGAACAUGUAUUUGAUGAAUUAUGGUAUUUCUUGAUCAGUGCAGACUAUGUUAAAUUAAAGGUAAAUUUUAAACAAAUAAAUGCAUAACCUUCAACUAUUUCAUUAGCUGAAAUUUCAGUUUUUAUUACAGAAAAAGCAAUAAAUGACAAUUAUGAACUAAAAAUUUUAAGGUAUAAUCGAGGAAUUAAAUCAGUAAAAGGUUUAGGAAAAGCUGAGAAAUUUUAACAAUAUCACCUUUAACAUUUAGAGGAAAUAAAAAUGGAACACUAAAGAUUUGCUAGACUUUCUUUACUGCUUAUGUUUGAUUUUAUGAACAUUUAAGUUGAAAUACCUUCACUUGUAAAAUCAGAUAAACAGUUUAAAAUAUUUUUUACAUAAUAUUGUUACUUUUAUGAAAGAUAUAAAUCUUAACCUGUAAAUUAAUUAAUGAAGUCUUAUCAUAGACCAAUUAUAGAAAAUCAGAAUUACUUUAAUAAUUACAUAAAUAGUAAUCAUUUUUAUAACAAAUUAUUUACUAGAGAAUUAAUAUAAAAAAUAGCUCUUAAAAUUGAUCGCUAAGGAUAUUUAUCAAAUAAUAUGCCAUAUAAACCAAAAAUUGAAAAAAUUCAUCCUCUUUUACACAUAUAGUUUUAACGUGUUGCUAUUGCAUUUUAUGAAGCAAUUCUUAGCUUUAUUAGAAGAUCUAUGAACUCAGUAGUUAAAUAAUAAUAACCAUCAUAUUCUGAUUAUAUUCUUAAGACCAUAUUUUUAUCAACAUUUCCUAUUUAACAGAAUAAAUAUUUAAAAGAUGAAUUAUAUUAAUAUUAGCAUUAAAAUUUUAUUUCAGCAAGAGAAACAAUUUCAAAUAAUUUAAAAGAAGAUGGUGGAGUAGAAUUAUUAAGUGAUGAAAAAGUUAGGAUUUAUGAAGAUUCAAAAAAUCAAAUUUUAGAUUAUUUUUAUAUUGAUUAUGUAAUUUUGGAAGAUAAAACUUAAAAAAAUUAUUUUACUUUAUUAAAAUAAUAAUAAGAAUCUUAUUUUGAGGAGACAAAACUUCAAUAAAAAAAAUAAAACGAAGAUAUUUAAUAAUAAGAUUUAAAUAAUAUAUUUGUUGUAUAAACUUAAUUAUAAGAGUAUAAUACACCUAAAAAAAUGUUAUCUUAGUUAAAAUAACAUUAAAAAUAGGCUUUAUAUUGGAUGCUAAUGAGAGAAGGACAUAUUAGUAAUUCUAAUACAGACUAGAAGCAAAAAUUAUCACCUUUAUGGUAAUAGAUCAAACUUUUAAAUGGUGAUUCUCUUUAUGUAAAUACUUUUACUGCAAAAAUUUCCAAAGAUUUUAUGCCAAUUUAAGAAACGAAAGGUGGAAUAUUAGCAGAUGAAAUGGGAUUAGGAAAGACUAUUAUGGCAUUGGCAUUAAUAUUAGAAACUUAAAAAAAAGGAAAUUAAACUUUAAUUGUUGUUCCAAAAUCAGUUAUUUUGUAAUGGGAGAAAGAAAUUUAAACUCAUACUAAACCUAGAAGUUUAGAAGUAUUAGUGUAUUAUAAACAAUAAUCUAGAAGUUAGAAGAUAAAAUUAUAAGAUUAUGAUAUUAUUUUAACUACUUAUGCUAUUUUAGCAUCUGAUUAUUCAAUAUGGACAUAAAUAAAUGAAAUAGCUUAAGAUUAAUAAUAAUAAUAAUAAUAAUAAUAAUAAUAAUAAUAAAGUAAAUAAAGUAAAUAAAGUAUAAACCCUAGGUUAUUAGGAGAAGACUAAGAAGAAUCUUCUGAUAUUGAUGUUAAUUCUGAUCAAUCGGUUUCUUAUUCAAUAAUUGUUAAUCAAAUAUCGAAAAAAUAGAAAGAUAAGGUUAAAUAAUAAUCAAAGAAAAAAAAACUCACAGUAGAAUAGUUAGAAAAAGCAAAGAAAGAAAAUAACUUAUUUAAAUAAAAUUAUUAUAGAGUAAUAUUAGAUGAAGCUCAUAACAUAAAAACAAGAUCCACACUCUAAACAAAAAGUGCUAUUGCUUUACAAAGUUAAUUUAGAUGGUGUUUAACAGGAACUCCAAUGUAAAAUAAACAUGAUGAUUUAUUCAGUCUUCUUUAAUUUUUGUAAGUGGAAACAUUUUCAGAAUAGUAAGAUAUUAUUCUUAUAAUAUAGCUUUUGGUGGAAUACUUAUGUAAAUAAAGAAGAAAAUGAAGAUGAUCAAUAAAAAAUCUUAGCUUAAAUAUUAUAACCAAUAAUUUUAAGGAGAACCAAAAAUUCAUAACAAUUUGAAGGUUUAUAGUAAGUAAUAGAGAAUAUACAUUGGGUUGAAUUAGAUUAGAGAGAGAGGAUGUUAUAUAAAAAAUUGCUUUCAGGAUCAUAAAAUCUUUUUAAAAGUUUUAUGAAGAGUACAUUAAAUCAAAGUUAUAUUCAUAUAUUUUAGAUAAUAAAUAAACUAAGACUUGCAUGUAAUCAUCCAUAAUUGGCUCUUAAAGAUAUUAAUCUGGAAUAAACACCAUUAGAUGUCGUAUUAGAUAGAAUAGAUAAAUUUUUUAUUGAAAAAACUCAUAAUGGGAAUGUAGUCACUGAGGAGUAUAAAUAAAAUUUGAUAUAAAACAUAAAAAAUGGAACAUUUACUGAAUGUUUAAUAUGUACUAAGAAUUAGAUAACAGUUUUUAGCUUAUCAUCUUGUGGACAUAUUUAUUGUAAAGAGUAAAUAUCAUUAUUUUUAAAUUAUUAGAUGUUUUUAAGAAACAGUUAUUAAACUUAAGAAUUGUCCAUCUUGUCGUACAAAAUUAACAAUCUAAGAUUUAAUUGAUGUUGUAGUAGAAAAUGAAUAAGCUUUUGAAGAAUUAAAGAGUUUAUAAUUUGGUAUGAGUUCAAAAUUAACAUCUGUUGUAAAAGAAGCUAAAAUAAUUAAAUAAAAUAAAGAAAAAGUUUUAAUUUUCACUUAAUGGAUUGAAAUGAUAGGAUUAUUGGAAAAUCAAUUUAAAGAAAAUGGAAUCAUAGCUUUUCGUAUAACUGGUUAAAUGACAGUAGAUAAAAGAGAAAAAAUUAUUAAGAAUUUUAAAGAAUAAUAGAAUGUUACUGCUCUUAUACUAUCUUUAAGAGCUACAUCAACAGGAUUAAAUUUAACUAUGGCAAAUAAUGUUUUUUUAGUAGAUCCUUGGUGGAAUGUAUGAAAUUAAUUUAUUUUGUUUUAGCCUGCAAUUGAAGAUUAGGCUAUAGGAAGAGCAGAUAGAAUAGGAUAAAAAAAUUAAGUUAAAGUUGUUCGAUUUUUAUGUAGAAAUACUAUUGAAUAAUAAAUUAACUUGUUACAUUAAAAAAAAAAAUUUUAUAUUAAAAGAGCACUUGGAAACAAUUAACAAAAGGAAUAAGAAUUAGAAGAUUUCAAAUUUUUAUUAUUUUAAGAAUGA